AGUUUUACUGUUUUAAUAUCUUACUGUUAGAGCGAGAAAAGGAAAGAGGGAGAGAAGGGUUUUUGUGAUUGAAUUGGGGAUUUAGGGAUUGUGUACAGUAUAAUGAAUUCGAAGAUGGAUUCCGAUAGAGCGAAACUGUUCGUAGGGGGCAUUUCUCGGGACACCACCGAAGAUGUUCUGAAAUUCCACUUCGCCAAGUACGGCGUCGUUUUGGAUUCCACAAUCUCCGUAGACCGCACCACCCGAUGCCCUAGAGGUUUCGGCUUCGUCACCUUCUCCGAUCUCUCCGCAGCCGAUAAAGCACUUCAAGACACGCAUGUCAUUCUCGGAAGAACGGUAGAAGUGAAAAAAGCGAUUCCCAGAAGUGAACAACAGCAACACCAUAACCAAUUACAGAUUAGAGGAGGCGCUAAUUAUAGUAGUAGUAAUGACUGUAGCAGUGACAACAUUGUUAGGACUAAAAAGAUUUUUGUAGGAGGUUUACCCGCUGGUAUAUCUGAGGAGGAGUUUAAAAACUACUUUGAGAGGUUUGGUCGAAUAACUGAUGUGGUGGUGAUGCAGGACAGUGUAACUCACCGGCCCAGGGGGUUUGGGUUCAUCACUUUUGAUUCCGAGGAAUCGGUUCAAAACGUUAUGGUCAAGAGUUUCCAUGACUUGAAUGGUAGACAGGUGGAGGUGAAGAGGGCUAUUCCGAAAGAGGGGAACCAUGGCGGCUAUGAUGGUUUUAGUAAAUUAAGAAAUACGGGUGAAAGAGGCGCCCCUAAAGGUUUUCCUCCUUAUAGUCAUAGGAACAUGCUCCCAGGGUAUGCACCUUUGCCUUGGUAUAGUGGUGAUGGAGUAUAUGGAUACGGGUCUAACACGUAUGGUUGCUGGUACCCUAUGGGUGGGUAUGGGGAAAAUGGAUAUGCGGUUCCGUCUGAUGCUUCUCGGAACUACUGGUAUGGGCCAAUGAUAACUGGUCCUCAGGCAUGUCAUGUGCCUUAUGCUAGUGCAGUUCCAAAUGUUGCGUUUGUGGGGGGUAGGAUUGGCAUAGUAGGUAACGGUCCUGGGUCUUUGGGUUACAGUGGCAUUCUUGGGUCUGCAACAAAUUGGAAAUUUGAUCAACCUUUUAAUGCCAACGGAUUUGUUCCAGGCAAUGUGACAUCACCUCAUGGUGUAAAGCAGGAUGUUGUCGACUCUGCAAGUUUCAAAGGAAGCAAUGGUGAAAUUUCUAGUUGAUUGACUAAAAGGGUCUUCGGGCCUUAAUUCAUGUAGGUAAAUACUUACUGACUGCUUCAGGGCUGUGAAAGGUUGGCAUUCUUUUGCUAGAUGUUGUAAGAGCUAGUCACUUGAUCUUACUGGUUUUAAUUUGUGAAGAUACCUUUUUAUGUGUCAUAAACAUGUAGUUUAGAAAUUUGUCAUGUUUAGUUAUGGAUUCUCAUCAGUAGAGGUUUCAUGCAUCUGUAAAAUAAUUUCAUGCAAAUCCUUCUGUUAUCCUUCUUUAAUAUUUUUAACAGUAGAUGUUAUUUGGUUUGUUUC
Cajanus cajan (pigeon pea) is the source of this 1518-nucleotide messenger RNA. RefSeq names its product RNA-binding protein 1. Gene Ontology annotation, biological process: regulation of translation. NCBI's taxonomy places the organism in Eukaryota, Viridiplantae, Streptophyta, Magnoliopsida, Fabales, Fabaceae. The record is from RefSeq and is a predicted model, not a curated record. Gene Ontology annotation, molecular function: mRNA binding.